This is a messenger RNA of Caenorhabditis bovis, 381 nucleotides long. The record is from the annotation of a GenBank genome assembly. NCBI's taxonomy places the organism in Eukaryota, Metazoa, Nematoda, Chromadorea, Rhabditida, Rhabditidae.
AUGUUGCUGAAAUUACAACCUCGCAUCUUCUGGGCAUUGACUCGAGCAAGUUGGCAAUCCGCGAUUCUCAUUCUCAUUUAUUGUCGUCGGACGACUACAACGGUCGCGAAAUAUGUGCGCAAUGUCGAGCCGAAGACGAUUAUAUGGAUCGAUUGCGACGAAAAGCUGACGAGAAGAAUCUACGAUCACGAGAUGCACGAGAAGGAAGCCGCGUUCAAAAAGGGACCACUAAACGCUUGGUGCCAAGAGGUUCCGUGUGCUUCAGGAGAACCCGAUACGCAGCACCUCGGAAGCGGCCUUCGAUCGUCCGACGACUUGGACGCAUGCGACGACGUCUUGCCGACGAUGCGCCUGCUGUGCAAGGCCGCUGGAGCGCAAUAG